AUGCCUUCCGCCAUGGAGAAUGCGGCCGUGCUGUUUGGCGGUGCAGUGGCUGGCACAGCUCUCACGACUGCCUUCGUGGCACCUGGGCCUGUGCAAGAGGCCAAGGCUGUGCUCCGCGCUUCGGGCUACUCGCAGGCCUCGCAGUCCUCCAGCUCAGGAAUGGGAGCCAUGGCAGGCAUGGGUGCCAUUGCAGGCCUGGCUGCGGCUGGCGUGGCUGGCAAGCGCGCGGGCAAGAGCCGAACUUCUAUGCAGGCAGUGGGCGUGGGCAUCAACGGCUUCGGCCGCAUUGGGCGUCAGGUGGCGCGCAUUGCCAUGAAGGACCCCGAGACAGAGCUGAAGUUGAUUAACGCCAGUUACGAUGCCGAUUACCUUGCUUAUAUGAUGAAAUAUGACACCAUCCAUGGCAAGUAUGAUGGCACUGUGGAGGUGGAUGGGGACUCCUUGGUGGUGGACGGCCAGAAGAUUGCUCUGUCCCACACCCGUGACCCUGCGGAGAUCCCCUUCAGUGAGCAUGGUGCCGAGUACGUUUGCGAGUCCACGGGUGUGUUCCUGACCACCGACAAGGUUCAGGGUCACCUGAAGGCUGGCGCAAAGAAGGUGAUCUUCUCCGCCCCAGCCAAGGAUGAUUCGCACACCAUCGUCAUGGGCGUGAACCAGGACACCUAUGACCCCUCCAUGGAGUGCGUGUCCUGCGCCUCUUGCACCACCAACGGCUUGGCACCGGCUGUGCGUGUGCUGAACGAAAAGUGGGGCAUCAAGCGAGGCCUGAUGACCACCUGCCAUGCCAUGACCGCUUCCCAGCCCACAGUGGACGGCACCUCCAAGAAGGACUGGCGUGGUGGCCGCGCUGGCCCUGGCAACAUCAUUCCCUCCUCCACUGGAGCGGCCAAGGCUGUGGCAAAGGUGAUCCCUGACGUGAAGGGCAAGCUCACUGGUAUGGCCCUGCGAGUCCCGACCAUCGAUGUCUCCGUCGUCGACCUUACGGUCGAGUUGGAGAAAGAAACUACCUAUGAGGAGAUUUGCGCGGAGAUGAAAAAGCGAUCUGAGGGUGACAUGAAGGGCUUCCUCGGCUACACGGAUGAGGCGCUUGACCUGCCCCAUCUCCUGCACCUUCGAUGCCAAGGCCGGCAUCAUGCUCGACCCCACCUUCGUGAAGGUUGUGUGCUGGUAUGA
Molecule: messenger RNA, 1173 nt
Organism: Effrenium voratum
Lineage: Eukaryota; Dinophyceae; Suessiales; Symbiodiniaceae
Source: the annotation of a GenBank genome assembly